Molecule: messenger RNA, 2107 nt
Organism: Oncorhynchus tshawytscha (Chinook salmon)
Lineage: Eukaryota; Metazoa; Chordata; Actinopteri; Salmoniformes; Salmonidae
Product: calcium uniporter protein, mitochondrial
Exons: 7
Coding region: 225-1163 (312 amino acids)
Biological process (GO): calcium import into the mitochondrion; mitochondrial calcium ion homeostasis
Cellular component (GO): uniplex complex; mitochondrial inner membrane
Molecular function (GO): calcium channel inhibitor activity
Source: RefSeq, a predicted model, not a curated record
CUCUGCUUGUCACCACUGACUGCUGCACACGGAGGAAACGGUACGCUGCUCUCUCUCGGGCUGUGCUCAGACCCUAUCUCUUAUCUCACCCGCCCUCAGUCUGUUUACACGCAAAGCAGUCCGUUGUUGACUGGAAUACGAUACGAAGAUCCUGCUACUAGGCAGGUUUUCUACAAGUGUUCUACUACUCGGUAUGCCAGAACGCAUGGACUAAUUUAACGACGAUGGCUUCGUUGCGAAUGGUCGCCAAACUCCGGGCUGGAGUUGUCGGAUGUACUAAACCGUUCCGCUACGCACUCAGAACAACCCGAUCUCCGGUGAAAUUACUGCAUACGAUCCAUCCCAGACAGCCACAGUGGAGGUGUCCUCCCCAAGUGGUCUUCUGCAGUACUGUAGCACCCUCUAGUGAUGUGGUGUUGCAGUAUAAACAUGGACGACCGGUGCUGGCUGUGCCGCUACCCUCCAGGCAGGAGAGCUGUCUGUUCUUCCUCAGGCCCAUGUUAAUGACUGUAGGAGACCUCAUCCACGACCUGCAGAGAGAAGACCCAGGAGUCACCUCUGCCUCUGUGCUCACCAAGGAUGGUGCACGGGUAGCUAACAGCACCUCUAUAGACAGUCUCCUGGACAAAGACUUCCAGCUCCUCAUCAAUGAUGCUGUAUACAACAUCCACUCCCCUGAAAGAGGUGAAGCAACUCUUUCCCAAAACAUAGAGGCGUCCAGUGUGUCCAGUGAGCAUGUGGUGGACGUGGAGGACAUGAAGCACAUGGUGCAGCUGCUCCACACGGCCCUCCACCUGCCUGACCACCACCUGCUGAAGGAGAGGCAGCUGCUGGAGAGACUGGAUGGACUCAAACAGGACCUCUCACCUCUGGAACAGGUGAAGGCACAGCUGGCGCGCAGUGCAGAGUUCCACUCCUCCAGGACUCUGUGGACAGGUGUGGCCCUGCUGUCUGUGCAGGGCGGGGCCUUGGCCUGGCUCACCUGGUGGGUGUACUCCUGGGACGUCAUGGAGCCCGUCACCUACUUCCUGACCUACUGCACCAGCAUCGGAGUCUUCUCCUACUAUGUCCUCACCAAGCAGUCACACCUGGUCUCCUUACAACAACUUGGAGUCGUCAAGUUCUCAUAUGUGACCUUCAUUGCCAUACGCUGUGCAGUAUGAAGGCAGUAAUUAUCCGGGUUGAAUUCUAACUUUAGAUAACUGUGUGCAGUCAAACUUCUACAAACCGCUGCAUUGACAUCAAUGGUAGAUGUAAUCAAAACACAGGUGAUAAGCACUUAGAAGUGUAACAGAGAAAUCUCCACGUAUGUCUGCCCUCCUGUGGCUGCAAUGUGUAUAGCAUGCGCUGUAUAGAAGGAGCACGACAUGGUCUGACCGGUAAACCUUCCAGUUGGUCCCACAGCACCUGUGUCCUGCGUCUAAAUUAUUUUAUAAGACUUUUGUAAGUAUCUUAUAAAAGUACAGUACGAACUGUGUACAUCCAUGCCACAACAAGGAGGCUGAUACAAACCAACAUUCCUCUGUUACGCUUCGAGGUGCAUCACCUGUAUUCUGAUCAUAUCUCCUAAUGACAUCCGUGCAUAAUUUACACAGAGGUUCACACAGUUAUCUCAAGUUAGAAUUUAAACCCAGAUAACUAUGAGUGAGAAGUGAUACACAAGUUAGUCUGCACCAGAUGGAUCAUGGUUGUUGUCCUCUGUAGGAUUAUGUCUAUCCAGAUGGAUCGUGGUUGUUGUCCUCUGUAGGAUUAUGUCUAUCCAGAUGGAUCGUGGUUGUUGUCCUCUGUAGGAUUAUGUCUGUCCAGAUGGAUCAUGGUUGUUGUCCUCUGUAGGAUUAUGUCUGUCCAGAUGGAUCAUGGUUGUUGUCCUCUGUAGGAUUAUGUCUAUCCAGAUGGAUCAUGGUUGUUGUCCUCUGUAGGAUUACGUCUAUCCAGAUGGAUCGUGGUUGUUGUCCUCUGUAGGAUUACGUCUAUCCAGAUGGAUCGUGGUUGUUGUCCUCUGUAGGAUUACGUCUAUCCAGAUGGAUCGUGGUUGUUGUCCUCUGUAGGAUUACGUCUAUCCAGAUGGAUCGUGGUUGUUGUCCUCUGUAGGAUUACGUCUAUCCAG